Gallus gallus (chicken) is the source of this 1847-nucleotide messenger RNA. RefSeq names its product paired box 1 (gene PAX1). The transcript has 5 exons. Gene Ontology annotation, biological process: regulation of transcription by RNA polymerase II; anatomical structure development. Gene Ontology annotation, molecular function: RNA polymerase II cis-regulatory region sequence-specific DNA binding; DNA-binding transcription factor activity, RNA polymerase II-specific. Bases 316 to 1377 code for a protein of 353 amino acids. Lineage: Eukaryota; Metazoa; Chordata; Aves; Galliformes; Phasianidae. The record is from RefSeq and is marked validated.
GGCGGGCGGAGGGUGCCGAGUCCUCUCCAGGUCCCCCCGGCGGCCGCGCGGAGCGGCCGCCGCGGCCAUUUAGGAGCGGAGCGGGAGCCAAUGGGAGGCCGCCGGGCGCUUCCAGCGUGACGGCCGAGAUUGACGUGUUUCCCACGUCAAAUUGAUCCCAAGUAGCGGCGGGGGCUCCCCGCGAGCGGGGAACCGGCGCGGCGCCGCCACGACAGCCCCGCGGCCGCCGCCCCCCGCAGCCCCGCCGCCGGCUCCCGCUCCGGCUCCCUCUAUGCCGCGCCGGCGGCGGCUGCGGCGCUGCCCCGCUGCCGGGCGAUGGAGCACACGUACGGGGAGGUGAACCAGCUGGGUGGUGUCUUCGUGAACGGGCGUCCGCUGCCCAACGCCAUCCGCCUGCGGAUCGUGGAGCUGGCCCAGCUCGGCAUUCGCCCGUGCGACAUCAGCCGCCAGCUGCGGGUCUCGCACGGCUGCGUCAGCAAGAUCCUGGCCCGCUACAACGAGACCGGCUCCAUCCUGCCCGGAGCCAUCGGAGGCAGCAAGCCGCGGGUCACCACCCCCAACGUGGUCAAGCACAUCCGCGACUACAAGCAGGGAGACCCCGGCAUCUUCGCCUGGGAGAUCCGCGACCGGCUGCUGGCCGACGGCGUCUGCGACAAGUACAACGUGCCGUCGGUCAGCUCCAUCAGCAGGAUCCUGCGGAACAAAAUCGGCAGCCUCUCGCAGCCCGGCGGCCCUUACGACGGCGGCAAGCAGCCCCCCCCGCAGCCCGCCCUGCCCUACAACCCCCUUUACCAGUACCCGUACCCCGGCCCCAUGGCCCCGCCGGCAGCCAAGAUGAGCGCUCAUCCCGGGCCCGUCCCCGCGGCCCACGUCGGGCUGCCCCGCUCCUGGCCCUCGGCUCACUCUGUCACCAACAUCCUGGGCAUCCGCACCUUCGUGGAGCAGACGGGGGCUUUGGGUGGCACCGAGGGCUCUGCUUACCCCCCCAAAAUGGAAGACUGGCCCGGCGUGAACAGGACUGCCUUCCCUUCCGCCCAGGCCGACAAAGCCGCCGUGGAAGGGGACAUCAAAUACCCGCAGCCCGCCCCGGGACUCUCCUCCGUGGGCAGCUUCCUCCCGGCCUGCGCCUAUCCCCCCGGCAACCAGCACGGCGUCUACGGCGCGCCCGGCGGCUACAUCCCCCCGGGGCACCCCUGGCAGCCGCAGGGCCACCACGGCCCCGGUGUGACGGUGCACGGAGGCGACCUGGCCGGCGCCAUGGCCUUCAAGCAGCCCGGCAGGGAAGUCACGGACAGAAAACCCGGCAGCCCCGUGGGGAAGUCCCCGGAUCCUCUCAGCCCCAUCCACGGACUCUCGAUCCCAGCCUCCUCCUCCUAGAGCCGCGCACCGGGCACACUCGCUUGGAACACACACCUUCAAACCGUGACUGGAUCCCGAAGUGCCACCCAACUGUCACCCGAGUGCCACUGCCUCCGAGGGACGAGGAGACCGGCGAGCGGCGACGUCCUCCCACGGCCGUCCCUGCACCGGGGGACGCGGUGGGGACACUCAUGGGGACACGUUACCUCCAUCGGAUCGCGGAGGGGUUACGGAAGAGACUCAGCCUUCCCCCUUUAUUGCGUCUUUCUGCUUUUUUUUUACCCCCUCGCUUUCAGUUUUCCUCUCUCCGCACCGUCCCCCGUGGACCGCCGGCCGCAUACCAGCCUCUGUCCCAGCCCCAGAAUGGAACCAGCAGCCGGAGUGUAAAUGGACAAAUAAGCCACAACUUUUUUUGUGAUAUAUUUUUAUAAUAACAAACCUUAAUAAAUAAAUAAUAAUGAUAAUAAUAAUAAUAAAAAAAAGUGACC